CAUUAAGUCGUGCAACUCAUGUUAUUCUGUCGACUUCCAUACAAUAUGGGGUUUCCAGAUCUUCAACCACUUUUGCAAAGCCUCCUGAAAUCAGGUCGGUACUCCGACCUAACGAUAUCAUGUGAAGGCCGUCAGUUUGCAGUACACCGCGCCAUAGUCUGCUGCCAGUCAUCAUUUUUCGAUGCUGCAGUCAAACCAGGAUUCAAGGAGGCUGCUUCAUCGCAUAUCGACCUACUUGAUGAUGAAUUUGCAACCAUUCAGCGAGUUGUUGAUUUUCUUUAUAUUCGAGAUUAUGAUGACACGGGCUUUCCAGACAUUGAGGACAAAACAUCUGUUUCGGACGACAAUAAGGAUUCUCAAGCAGUUUUGUGGAACAACCUCGAUGUUUUUAUGGCAGCCGACAAAUUUGAUAUUGCGCCUCUAAAACAGCUUGCAAGAACUCGCCUCCUCAACUGGAUUAACAAAAAUGCCAACAGACUUCCAUUUAUCGUGCGAGAGAUCUGGGUCACUCUUCCACCUCUCGAGACUGAGCUUCGGGAUGCCAUAGUCAAGGCAAUCUCAUGCCACGCCGAAGAAUUCCUGAACAACGAUGAGAGUGUCGCAAUUCUGACAGAUUUACCCGCAAUUGCUAUUGCGGUUCUUAAAGAAAAGGUUAAUGAAAAUGUUCUUCUCAAACUUCAAAGGCAGAGGAUGCAAGUGCGAGGGAGGUAUUGAUAAUGAUACCGUUAUGUAGUGCUUUCUGCAACGUUAAAUUUGUUUGUUUCUAUCCAUAGUCCAUGGAAAGGUUUCUAGGGCCAUUAACGCCAAGCUCAUCUCAGGGAAAUAGACAUUCUUUUUAGGCUAGUUGUACCCCGCCAACUCCUUUCGCGAAAGGUCUUAUCUUGUGCGCAGUGGGGGGACUUUUUUCAUAUGGAACUGGAGAUUUCUUACUAGGAUCCUUGACCUGUCCAACCUUCACAUGCAAAAGCCUGACAUGCAUAUGAGAGUAGGCAACAAGGUCUUGAAAGGCCCAACAGGAGCGAGCAGGUUUAGUACAGUGUUGGCGUAACUUUUUCC
Messenger RNA from Aspergillus uvarum CBS 121591, 1056 nucleotides. RefSeq names its product BTB/POZ domain-containing protein. Lineage: Eukaryota; Fungi; Ascomycota; Eurotiomycetes; Eurotiales; Aspergillaceae. The record is from RefSeq and is a predicted model, not a curated record. The coding region runs from base 19 to 714 and encodes 231 amino acids. The transcript has 2 exons. Gene Ontology annotation, molecular function: protein binding.